Molecule: messenger RNA, 1689 nt
Organism: Rangifer tarandus platyrhynchus (Svalbard reindeer)
Lineage: Eukaryota; Metazoa; Chordata; Mammalia; Artiodactyla; Cervidae
Source: the annotation of a GenBank genome assembly
AUGAACACCAACGAAGCCAAGGAGUAUCUGGCCCGGAGAGAAAUCCCUCAGCUUUUCGAGAGCCUUUUGAAUGGACUGAUGUGUUCGAAGCCUGAAGACCCAAUAGAGUACUUGGAAAGUUGUUUACAGAAAGUAAAAGAAUUAGGGGGAUGUGACAAGGUGAAAUGGGAUACAUUUGUAAGCCAGGAGAAGAAGACUUUACCUCCACUCAAUGGAGGACAGUCACGGAGAUCCUUCCUAAGAAAUGUAAUGCCUGAAAAUUCAAACUUUCCUUAUCGACGGUAUGAUCGGCUCCCUCCAAUCCAUCAAUUCUCCAUAGAAAGUGACACAGACCUUUCUGAGACUGCAGAGCUAAUUGAGGAGUAUGAGGUCUUUGAUCCUACUAGACCUCGACCAAAGAUCAUUCUUGUCAUAGGUGGUCCAGGAAGUGGAAAGGGUACUCAGAGUUUGAAAAUCGCAGAACGUUAUGGAUUUCAGUACAUUUCAGUAGGAGAAUUAUUAAGGAAGAAGAUCCACAGUACCAGCAGCAAUAGGAAAUGGAGUCUUAUUGCCAAAAUAAUUACAACUGGAGAACUGGCCCCACAGGAAACAACAAUUACAGAGAUAAAACAAAAAUUGAUGCAAAUGCCUGAUGAAGUGGGCAUUGUUAUUGACGGAUUCCCGAGAGACGUCGCUCAGGCUCUAUCUUUUGAGGACCAAAUCUGUACUCCUGACUUGGUGGUGUUCCUGGCUUGCGCCAAUCAGAGACUCAAAGAAAGAUUACUGAAGCGUGCAGAGCAACAGGGGCGACCUGAUGACAAUCUGAAAGCUACCCAAAGGAGACUGAUGAACUUCAAGCAGAACGCUGCUCCAUUGGUUAAAUACUUCCAGGAAAAGGGGCUCAUCAUGACAUUUGAUGCCGACCGGGACGAGGAUGAGGUGUUCUAUGACAUCAGCAUGGCAGUUGACAGCAAGUUAUUUCCAAACAAAGAGGCUGCAGCAGGUUCAAGUGACCUUGAUCCCUCAAUGAUGUUGGACACUGGAGAGAUCAUUGAUACAGGAUCUGAUUAUGAAGAUCAGGGUGAUGAACAAUUAAAUGUGUUUGGAGAAGACACCACGGGAGGUUUCACAGAAGACUUGAAAAAGUGUAAAAUUAUUUUCAUGAUUGGGGGCCCAGGCUCUGGCAAAGGCACACAGUGUGGAAAGCUGGUGGAAAAAUAUGGAUUUACACAUCUCUCGACUGGCGAGCUCCUGCGGAAUGAGCUGUCAUCAGAAUCUGAAAGAAGCAAGCUGAUCAGAGGCAUCAUGGAACGUGGAGAGCUGGUGCCCUCAGGCAUCAUUCUGGAGCUCCUGAAGGAGGCCAUGGUGGCCAGCCUCAGCAACACCAAGGGCUUCCUGAUUGACGGCUAUCCUCGGGAAGUGAAGCAAGGAGAAGAGUUCCGACGCAGGAUUGGAGACCCACACCUGGUGAUCUGUAUGGACUGCUCAGCAGACACCAUGACCAACCGCCUUCUCCAGAGGAGCCGGAGCAGCCCACAGACAGAUGACAACACCACCACCAUCGCCAAGCGCCUUGAGACCUACUACCGGGCCUCCAUCCCUGUGGUCGCCUACUAUGAGACGAAAACACAGCUACAUAAGAUAAAUGCAGAGGGCACACCAGAAGAAGUUUUUCUUCAACUCUGCACAGCUAUUGACUCUAUUUUCUGA